This is a messenger RNA of Sphenostylis stenocarpa, 1065 nucleotides long. NCBI's taxonomy places the organism in Eukaryota, Viridiplantae, Streptophyta, Magnoliopsida, Fabales, Fabaceae. The record is from the annotation of a GenBank genome assembly.
AUGGCAGUUUCUGCAAUUGGUUUUGAAGGUUAUGAGAAGAGGUUGGAAAUAUCCUUUUUCCAACCAGGAUUGUUUGCUGACCCUGAAGGAAGGGGUUUAAGAGCUCUUACGAAAUCCCAGCUGGAUGAGAUUCUAACACCAGCUGCUUGCACCAUUGUAUCUUCUCUCUCAAAUGAUGAUGUCGACUCUUAUGUUCUGUCGGAGUCCAGCCUAUUUGUUUAUGCCUACAAGAUCAUCAUCAAAACCUGUGGGACUACAAAGUUACUUCUUGCAAUCCCACCUAUACUGAAGUUCGCAGAAAUGCUCUCUCUUAAAGUUAGAUCUGUAACUUACACCAGGGGUAGUUUCAUCUUUCCUGGCGCUCAGCCAUACCCCCAUCGCAACUUCACUGAGGAAGUAAAUAUUCUUGAUGACUAUUUUGGGAAGCUUGGAUCAGGCAGCAUGGCUUAUAUUAUGGGUAGCCCAAUCAAAGAACAGAAAUGGCAUAUCUACUCUGCAUCUGCUGAUUCCGCGAUCUCAUCCGAUAACAUUGUUUACACUCUAGAGAUGUGUAUGACGGGACUUGAUAGGGACAAAGCUCAAAUUUUCUACAAAGAACAAUCUGCCUCGGCUGCCAUAAUGACUGUUAAUUCUGGCAUUAGAAGUAUUCUUCCAGAAUCUGAGAUAUGCGACUUCGACUUUGAGCCAUGUGGUUAUUCCAUGAAUUCUAUUGAAGGGGGUGCUGUUUCUACCAUUCAUAUUACUCCAGAAGAUGGAUUCAGUUAUUCAAGCUUUGAGACUGUGGGGUACGACUUUAAAGUAGUGAAUUUGAACGAGUUGGUUGAGAGGGUAUUGCAAUGUUUCCUUCCCAAAGAAUUUUCUGUAGCCGUUCAUGUGGAUGGUGCAAACAAGUUAUUUGAGCAGACGUGUUUUGUUGAUGUGAAGGGUUACUGUCGUGAAGAGUGGAGCCACGAAGGGCUUGGAAUGGGUGGUUCUGUUAUCUACCAAAAAUUCGUUAAGACUAGUGACUGUGGUUCACCUAGAUCAACUCUCAAGUGUUGGAAAGAUGAAGAUGAAGAAGAGUAG